Nycticebus coucang (slow loris) is the source of this 3456-nucleotide messenger RNA. It is a transcript of the gene APOL5, whose product is annotated as apolipoprotein L5. The transcript is spliced from 4 exons. Gene Ontology annotation, molecular function: lipid binding. The coding region runs from base 323 to 1711 and encodes 462 amino acids. The record is from RefSeq and is a predicted model, not a curated record. Gene Ontology annotation, biological process: lipoprotein metabolic process; lipid transport. Gene Ontology annotation, cellular component: extracellular region; membrane. Lineage: Eukaryota; Metazoa; Chordata; Mammalia; Primates; Lorisidae.
GUGACUGUUAAUAUGCGGAACCCUGGAAACCUUGUUCAGAGCCACCUUGGAGCAUCUGACCGGAAUUCCAAAGGCAGAGAGUUGUGUUGCUGGGGAGCCAGCAGAGAAGCACCUGCCUCCCACACUGUGAGCACCGGGGUGACUCCACGUAAGUAUCUCAACAGAACAGACUUCCAUUUCCUUGGAUGCAACAUGUACACAGCGUAGGCCCACGAAGUUUUACAAGGCUGUUUUCAGGAAUAGGGAGAAGCUGCCUCUCUUCUGGCCCAGGCCUCACUGACACCUGCAGAGAGAGAAGCGCCAAGGAGUCCUCAGAGGCAUCAUGUCUGUAGCACCCGCUGGAAUCCACCCAGACAGCCUAUUCUUCCAGAGUGUGGCUGGGCCUCUUUGGGCCAAGAUACCCAGAGAAGACGUGCAAUGGCUCCUGUCGCAUCCUCAGGCUUGGCGGGAGAUUGUGGAGAAAUUUGGUUUGGAAAAUGAUGAGGCUACUGUGCUGUACCACAUCCUGCUUGAAAAGCUGAUACUACAGAAGAGGUUGUCCUUCCCAUAUGGAAAUCUGUCAGAAGAGGAAACUCUGUUUCUUUUACAUUAUGACUUGAACAAGUAUGAGCUGGAAAAGAAUAUCCGAGAACUUAACACCAUUGCAGACCAACUUGAUACAACACACAAGAUGCUCACCAAGACCAGCCUGGUGGCCAGCUCUUCAGGCGCUGCUUCUGGAGUGAUGAGCAUCCUGGGUUUGGCCCUAGUGCCUGUGACAGCAGGACAGAGUCUCAUGUUCUCUGCAGCUGGGGCGGGGUUGGGGAUAGCAACGGCCAUUACCAAUGUUUUGACAAAUGUCUUAGAGAACAGAAGCAAUUCAGCAGCAAGAGACAAAGCUAGAAGACUGGUAAAAACUAGGGUGACAUCGGAGCAUGAGGCUUUUGGAGGAAUACGGCUGCUGCCUGAAGUUACAGCUGCCGGACAGGGUGUUGCUAACUGUGUAAGCAUCAUCAGGAGACUUCGUGCCCACCAGCUGGCCAAAGCCAACUCUGGCUUCACCGCUAUGGUCAGAAAUUUUGUGGCCACAAGGCAUAUCCCUUUCUGGAAUGCCGGAGGGGUGCAGAGAGCCUUUGCAGACACAAGUCUGGUUAUGACCCGGGGUGCCCGAGUGCUGGGUGCUGCUGGGGCAGGUUUGUCUCUCGUGCAAGAUGUGAGGAACCUUCUGCAGAACUGGAAGCACCUCGGUGAGGGAGCGAGGGCAGACACAGCUGAGGAGCUGAGGAAACUUGCUACGGAGCAGGAGUUGGCGCUGAGGCAGCUCAACCAGUUCUAUUUUCAUCUGCAGCAGAAAUUGAGCCAGAUGCCACAACCCAGAGUUCCCAGCAGGGCUGUUGUAGAAUCGGAAGGUAGGAAGGGAGUGAAUAAUGCAGGAGUGGUCUUGGUCUCCAUCAAGCAGGAGGGGAAUGCUAAACAAGUAGGCAUAAAUAAAUACAGAAUGACACCGCCCUUGCUUCUGAGAGGGGGCUCGUCCCACACCCUGACCUCCUGUUUUUCUCAGUAUCCUGUCCUCUUCUCUCAAAGUGCUGACCACCAAUAUAUGGAAUCCCAUAGUUGUGUGUGUGGGGGGGAGGUGCUUGCUGUCUGCCUCUCCUGUGGCCUGUAUUCUCCAGCAAGGCAAAGGGGCGUCCCUCUUGCCCAUACCACCAUCUCCAGCGCCUGGCAGUGUUAGAGCAGGAGACCAGGAAGGAGACAGGGCUGAGACUGGACGUGGGGACUUGCGAACUGUGUGCAGGGGUCAAAGUCUAACUAAGGGGCUUGGUAACCACAGUCAAGGACCAGCUUUAACCAGCUCGAGCUAUCCAGGUCACCUUACAUGACCUUUGGCUAAUCACAUUAUCAUUUGCAUUGUGAUUUUAAAAUUUCUCUGUCUUAAAAAUCACACUGAGAGUUCUGAAUGAACCAAUGGAACAUGAAAAUGGGAAGGGAGCUCAAUCCUAGGAGUCACUUCCCAAAUUCUUAGUAAGACCUAACUCCUGAGCUUUAAAUAUUUCUCCCCUCAAUUAGCAUGACUCUGUAAGACAAAAAACCCUGCCCCCUAAUAGGCCCUAAGUGCUAUUCCCUUGGGCCCGCCACUUCGCUCUCUAAAGAGAGCAGUACUUUCACUUUCAUCUUUUCAAGGUGUGUCCUGAAAUUCUUUUCUUCUGAUGAUCACCAAGAACCUGAAAGAACCUCUGCUCAGAGGAUGCUAGUACUUGGCCCCCAGCAGGUGUGCUAGAAACACACACAUAUAUAUAAAGGUGGCGCCUCAAACGAGUUGGGAAAAUUUAUUUGAAAAACAGUUUACAUCUCUAGAUUCUAUUUGGAGGAAUGAGAUAUCUAGAUAUAAUGACAAGAAAAUACAGAAUUUCUUUUUUUUUUUUUUGCAGUUUUUUUUGGCCGGGGCUGGGUUUGAACCCGCCACCUCCGGCAUAUGGGGCCGGCACCCUACUCCUUGAGCCACAGGUGCCGCUGAAAAUACAGAAUUUCAAAAAUCAUCUUGAAUUUUACAGAGAAUAGAAUGUGAUUGGAUAACAAGAUCACAGACUGAGACCUGGGAAAGGGACACAGCAGCUUUUGGCAAAGAUGUGAAGGUUCAUAAAUGCAUUCAUUUGUUCACUCAGCAGAUCUUUAAUUAAAUGGGGCCUGUGGCAGGGACUGAGGAUUUAGGAAGCUGCCCCAAACUUGCAUGUUGGAAUUACCUGGAAGCUUCAAAAAGUACUGAUGAGUGGCCGGAUCCCACUCCAGGGAUUGGGUUUUACUUGGUCUGGGGUAGGAGCUGGACUUUGGAAUUUUACCUGGAUCUCCAGAUAAUUCUGUCUGUGCAGCCAAGCUGGGAACCACUGCUUUGCCAUGGUGGGAGGGGUGUUCUUGCUUUGUCUGCAGUGUCAACACAUUUUUACCCAGUGGACACACAUUCUGGCUUCUCCUUUGUAAGCUGCUAGACACUGGGACCCAUAUUCCACAAUGCCUCCUCCUCCUCCCUUGCUUGUCAUGAUCAAUAGCUUAGGCCUGGCUCUGGCAGGGCACCGAGGACACUAUGGGAAAGAGAAUAGCACUUAGGACCUACAGGGGAGACAGGCCCCGGGGAAGCCAGGGCAUGAGGCCGCUUAGUGCUGUGGGUACCCCUUCUCAGGUGGGCAGGCCUCAGGGGGAGGGGAGGGAGCACUUGGUGUCAAGAUGCUGGCACCUUUUGGUUCUGCCACCAGCCACGUGUGCUCCUGGGCUUCUCCCUUUCGCCAUUUAUCUCAGAUGGGCCACUCAUUCAUUUGAUUAUCCAUGCACAAAUGUUGAUCGGGCACAUCUCUGUGCCAGGCAUCAUGUUAGGCCCAGCAGUGGCCCUCACCCAGCCCUGUAAUAUGUGGGGGCUCGAGCAAACCUACUGUGGGACCCCUAUCAUGCUACAGAAGUGAAUAAACUAUUUCCUUUUCCUUUUUG